AUGGCAGCAGAUGCAUCCGAAGCGCCGCCCACCGCUUGUUUCAAUCCGUGGGGCGCCGCGCUCCCGGGAUCCGUGCAAUUUAUAGUGUUUGACUUCGUCGUCCCCGGGCGGCGCACGUACGAUGGGAGGGGCCGGCGCGUCCUCCGCGACACGAUGAAUGAUACUUCGGAGACGCUGUGCGACGACCGCGUCGAGUCGAGCCCGCUCUGGGACCUCAAGCUGCACGCUACCGGAAGGGCCUGGCGCGCCGCGCGCGCGACGGGCAAGGCCUUCUACGAGGACUUUGCUUCUGUUGCGGUGGCGCGCGCUGCGGCGAAUUUACAGAUGGGCGACUACGUCGCGGCGAUUAGUGGAUUGGCGUCGCUCGCGGGCGCGCUGCCGCCGCGCGGGCUCGGGUCGCCUCCGUCGCGUGAGACCGGGACCGGCCCCUCGGAUCAACUCCCGCCGCCGUUCUACCUCGCGCUCGCUUCUGAUGAAACGUGCUCGGAGCUGCUCGCGACGGCGGCGGGGGCACGCCUCGCCGUGCGCGGCCGCGACCCGAGGGUGCGCUUGCCCGCGGCCCGGGCGCUCGACGAGGCCCGCGCCGCUUUACAAAAGGCGGCGUCCGGCUCCGCUUAUCGAUAUUUCGGCCUCGCGCUGGCGACGUUCGGACGCCACACCGAGGCCGCGGCGGCUCUGGAAAAAGCGCUCGCCGAUCCGAUGAUUGCGGCGAGCUCUAGCGCGGAGGCGCUCGCCGCCGACGCGGCGGCGCAGCGCGCCCUGGCGGCGGCGGCCGGCACGCGGCAGGUCACGCUCGUGCCCUCGGGCCCCUGGGUUGAAAGUGUUUUUGGCGCGUCGCGCGUCGUCUCUAUUAAUGGCGACGCGCCGCUCGGGGACUUGUUGGGUGGCGUCGACGAGGCGGCGCGCCUGCGGCUCAUCGACUCGGAAGGGCGGGCGCUGAACCGCGAGUGGACGCCAACAGCGGCCGGCGUCGAAGACGGCGUAACGUUACUCGUCGCGGAAAACGACCGACGCAACCUCCGCCAGCGGCGACCGGACACGUACCAGACGCCAGCCGAAGCCGCGCAGCGCCGCGGAUCCGUCCUCGACGCGAUCAGGAGGCGGGUGACGCCGACGGCACCCCUCGACCCGGCCUACGUCAUCGACGCGAGGGACGAGGCAACUUUGUACCAGAACGCCCGCGCCGGCCGCGCAGCGGCGCGAGCUAUCCGCGGCAACCGGGCCGCUUGGGACACAUACACCCGGCGGCGCGCGGCGCCCGCCGACGGCCCGGGAGGUAUCCCGGUGACGGACGCAGUGCCCGGCAACCAGGCCGCGGACGACGCUUCGUGAGCUAAGACCAACGAC
Molecule: messenger RNA, 1347 nt
Organism: Pelagomonas calceolata
Lineage: Eukaryota; Pelagophyceae; Pelagomonadales; Pelagomonadaceae
Source: the annotation of a GenBank genome assembly